AUGGCCGGCGGAAUCACCGUGCGCGACGUCGAUGCGCAAAAGUUCAUCAACGCCUAUGCUGCGUUCCUGAAGCGUCAGGGCAAGCUGCCCAUCCCUGGUUGGGUCGACACCGUCAAGACCGGCCCCGCCAAGGAGCUCCCCCCCCAGGACAUUGACUGGUUCUACGUCCGCGCCGCGUCCGUCGCUCGCCACGUCUACCUCCGCAAGACCGUCGGUGUCGGCCGCCUCCGCAAGGUCCACGGCUCCGCCAAGAACCGCGGCAGCCGGCCCUCCAAGCACGUCGACGCCUCCGGCUCCGUCGACCGCAAGGUCAUGCAGGCCCUCGAGAAGAUUGGCGUCCUGGAGCAGGACGAGGAGAAGGGCGGCCGCCGCAUCACCCAGGCCGGCCAGCGUGAUCUGGACCGUAUUGCCCAGACCACGGCCGAGGCUGAGGAGGAGGAUGAGGACGACGAGUAA
This is a messenger RNA of Purpureocillium lilacinum, 456 nucleotides long. RefSeq names its product 40S ribosomal protein eS19. NCBI's taxonomy places the organism in Eukaryota, Fungi, Ascomycota, Sordariomycetes, Hypocreales, Ophiocordycipitaceae. Gene Ontology annotation, molecular function: RNA binding; structural constituent of ribosome. Gene Ontology annotation, cellular component: cytosolic small ribosomal subunit; ribosome. Gene Ontology annotation, biological process: ribosomal small subunit assembly; translation. The record is from RefSeq and is a predicted model, not a curated record.